Chenopodium quinoa (quinoa) is the source of this 2345-nucleotide messenger RNA. RefSeq names its product electron transfer flavoprotein-ubiquinone oxidoreductase, mitochondrial-like. Lineage: Eukaryota; Viridiplantae; Streptophyta; Magnoliopsida; Caryophyllales; Amaranthaceae. Gene Ontology annotation, biological process: electron transport chain. The record is from RefSeq and is a predicted model, not a curated record. Gene Ontology annotation, cellular component: mitochondrial inner membrane. The transcript is spliced from 18 exons. Gene Ontology annotation, molecular function: electron-transferring-flavoprotein dehydrogenase activity; iron-sulfur cluster binding. The coding region runs from base 251 to 2137 and encodes 628 amino acids.
UCUUUGUUCCUAAUCUAGUACGGAAUACCGAUUACGAACUUCACAAUACACAUAACCUCUUUGACUUGAAACCUCGUUGAUUUGUUGUUUGUUCCUCUAAUUACAAGUGUAAAUUGUGCACAUUUCAACUUCAUCUACACUUCUAAACCUUCCCCCUGUUUUAUUCCAACACUCAAUCAUCAUCAUCUUCUUCUCAACAAUCCUUUCUUCACCUUACUCAAUCUCAAAUUUUGAAAAAAUAAAAUAAAAAAUGCUCAGAAUUUUAUCCCGCAAAAGAUGGAAUCUUCUCAAAAUUCGCCAAUACAACCCACCAAAUUUCUUCAAUCCCUCAAUAUCAUCUCAUCAAUUUUGCCCCCAAUUUGAUUUUUCAUCAUCUGGGUGUUCCCAAGUUCGAUUUUUUUCAUCAGGGUACUCAUUAAUUCGCGGUAAUUUUGAAAAUUCAUGUCGAAUUGAAGGUGGGUUUUUGAGAAAUUUCAGUUUUGUUGGAUCAAAGAGGAGGUUUUGCAGUGGUUCGAGCCGAGAAUCAAUGGAAUACGACGUCGUUAUAGUGGGAGCUGGGCCUGCUGGGUUAUCUGCUGCUAUAAGAUUGAAGCAACUUUGUAAGGAGAAGGAUGUUGAUUUAUCAAUUUGUGUUGUUGAAAAAGGGGCUGAAGUUGGAGCACAUAUAUUAUCUGGAAAUGUCUUUGAGCCACGAGCAUUGGAUGAACUCAUUCCAGAAUGGAAACAGGAACAGGCACCUAUUGAUACUCCCAUUUCAUCUGAUAAGUUUUGGUUUCUUACAAGGGAUCGUGCAUUGUCACUCCCAAGUCCAUUUGACAACAAAGGAAACUAUAUUAUAAGUUUAAGUCAGUUAGUACGCUGGAUGGCAACGAAAGCUGAGGAAUUAGGGGUUGAAAUAUAUCCUGGCUUUGCUGCCAGUGAGAUUUUAUACAAUAAAAAUCAUAAAGUUACUGGUAUAGCAACAAAUGAUAUGGGGAUUGCAAAGGAUGGAUCAAGGAAAGACAACUUUCAGCGUGGUGUAGAAUUAAAAGGGCGGGUUACCCUUCUUUCAGAGGGUUGUCGAGGAUCACUAUCAGAGAAAAUAAUAAAAGAGUACAAGUUGAGAGAGAAGGGGAAUGCUCAACAUCAGACUUAUGCUCUGGGAAUUAAAGAGGUGUGGGAAAUCGAUGCCAGCAAACAUCAACCUGGCUUUGUGCUUCAUACACUGGGUUGGCCAUUGGAUUACAAUACAUACGGAGGCUCCUUUCUUUACCACAUGAAAGACAACUUGGUAUCUGUUGGCCUUGUUGUUGCUCUAAAUUAUCAGAAUCCUUUCCUGAAUCCAUAUGAGGAAUUUCAGAAACUUAAACACCAUCCUGCAAUUAAACCAAUGCUUGAAGGUGGCAGCGUUAUCCAGUAUGGUGCUCGCACACUGAAUGAAGGUGGUUUUCAGUCUAUUCCAUAUCCAAUUUUUCCUGGAGGUGCAAUAAUUGGAUGCUCUGCUGGCUUUUUAAACGUACCAAAAAUCAAAGGAACACAUACAGCAAUGAAAUCAGGAAUGCUAGCAGCAGAAUCUGCUUUUGGUCUCCUGCAUGAGGGCUUGAUGAUGGAAGUGUAUUGGGACAAGUUACAGACUUCUUGGAUAUGGGAAGAACUUUACAAAGCAAGAAACUACCGGCCUGCUUUUGAUUAUGGGCUUGUCCCUGGUUUGACAAUGAGUGCCAUAGAACAUUACAUACUUAGAGGAAGGUCACCUUGGACUCUGAAGCAUGGAAAGCCUGAUCAUGAAGCAACUAAUGUGGCAAACUUGCAUUCUCCUAUUGAUUAUCCUAAACCUGAUGGAGUAAUCUCCUUUGACAUGCCAACUUCACUUUACAGGAGCAACACAAAUCACGACCAUGAUCAACCUGCUCAUCUUCGUUUGAAGGAUCCGUUGAUCCCUCAAGAGGUGAAUUUCCCGAAAUUUGCUGGUCCUGAAUCACGAUAUUGCCCAGCACGUGUAUACGAGUAUCUUCCUGAUGAUAGCGGCGACAUGAAGCUGCAAAUUAAUUCCCAAAACUGUCUCCACUGUAAGGCAUGUGAUAUCAAAGACCCAAAGCAAAACAUCGUGUGGAAAGUCCCAGAAGGGGGUGGCGGCCCGGGAUAUUCUGUAAUGUAGGAUACCGUAGUUCUCAAUUGUAACAGUCUAUAAUUGAUGUAAAUAAUAAUCUUAAUGUUAAGCUUUAUAUAUAAUUUUGAGAUUGCAACAGUUGCAAGGUUAGUCUUUGAUUCUGUUUAUUUUCUUGGUCCAAAACUCUUAAAAACCUGUAAUCUUAGCAAACACUUGAUAUGAAAUUUCUUAGAAAGAUAGAGAAAUUUUUUAUUAA